Molecule: messenger RNA, 1422 nt
Organism: Belonocnema kinseyi
Lineage: Eukaryota; Metazoa; Arthropoda; Insecta; Hymenoptera; Cynipidae
Product: myb-like protein X
Exons: 6
Coding region: 1-1422 (473 amino acids)
Source: RefSeq, a predicted model, not a curated record
AUGAGAUGUGGCGGCUCAACGGAUCGUAUUGGGAAGAAGAAAGAAAAGGGAGAGAAUAAAGUGAAAAUGGGCAUUUGGGGGGAGGAAAAGCUGAGAGAAUUUAGAGAAAAAAUAGAAAACGAGAAAAUAGGAGGCUGGGAAGAGAAAGGAGUUGACACACUGCUAGAAAAACUUAAAAUAGCGAUAGAUAAGGUAAGGGAAGAGGUGAAACCGAGAGAAAAAGAAGAGGGGCUUAGGAGAGGAUGGUGGGACGAUGAAAGCAGGGAAAGUAAAGAGAGGAAGAAGGAGAGUAUAAGGAAGUGGAGGAAAGGGGAAAUGGAAAAAGAAGAACUCGACAGGAACAAGAGGGACCACGCAAGAAAGAUAGAGGAGAGAAAACAGAAGGAGAAAGAAAUUUAUAUGAAAGAGGUAGAUAAGACGGUAAAAGAAGAGAGGGAAUGGGAAGUGAUAAAUACGGAAAGAGGAGGAAGAAAGGUGCUUCGAAGGAGGUUGGAAAGACAGGUGGAAGAGAAGGGAAGUAUACCACACAACCAAACGGGUUUUAGAAAAAGUAUGGAAACCAUAGAUAACGUCUACGUACUCAACCAUCUAGUCAAUAGGAACCUUAGACGAAAGAAAGCAGAUUCUAAUUUUCCUGGUAGAGGAGAAAAAGAAGAUGAAGAAGAUGUUGAAGAAGAAGAUGAUAAGGAAAAGGAUAUUUACGAAAAUUUCAAAUUGACUCUAGAUAGACCUGGAACAGUAUUUAAAAAGAUUGCCAUGGGCCUUGUGGGUCGACUGCCAAUCACUACGUCAGGAAAUAAAUAUAUUCUAAAUAUUCAAGCAUUAAAGACCCUACACGAAUUACAUUAUAUGAGAUAUCCAGUAAAUGAAAAGGAAAUAGAACCAAACCCGAAUACGAAUAAUUCACCAACAGAUAACAUAACGUCUCAAGUGCAAGCGCACCCAUAUCCUUCUUCGCAACUUGCAGAACUAACAGAAUUUCAUACGCAACAAAACAGGGACCGUAAAAAGAAAAAGAUUGAAGAAGGUGGGAAGGAAGGAAUUUUCCUAGGUCAUUCAGUCGAACCAAAAGGGUAUAGGGUAUGGAUCCCUAAGGAAUGCAAAAUUGAAUCUACGCGUGACAUGAAGUUUUUUAAAUCAUCACUAGGUCCUUUUAAAAAUAGCUAUGAGGAUUUUCUUUCGGAAAAUUCGGAAUGGAAGGACAACGUUAAUCUUCCUCAUACGGUCAAUAUCGAUACUAAAUCACCUGAGAAUCAUCACAAUGGCGUUCCUCUCAUUAACAAAGACGAAGAUGAUGGAAAAAACGAGGGGGAAGAGAUCAAGACUGACGGAGAGGAAGAUGCAGCGGAGAACGAAGGCGGUGAGAACGAUGGCGCAGCGAAAGAAGAGAGAAGAGGUCCAGGAAGGCACGGAAGAUCCUGA